UUUUGCAAUAAGUAUGACUAAUCCAAUCCAUUGACUGAUUUGCAAUUGAUUGCAUUCAACUUCUUUUCUCAGCAUCAAUAGCGUGAUCAAAAGCUUCUAUGAAUCCAUCGUAGAGAUCAUUCCGAGCUUCCAAAGAGCCGUCGGUUCCAGUCCAAAUUUCUCCGUUCUCAGUUGGAAACAUUAUCCGACGCAGCGUUUUCGCAAGCGAUAUCAAGGAAGGAUGUAAAUUCGGCGGGAAAUUCGGCAACAAUGUUUUCAAAGCCAGCUUCUCCCAUGUCCAAAGUCUUUCGUUCUGCGAGCUCAUCCCAGCCUCCCCUUGACCAUUGUCGAAGCCUGCUUCCUCUAGGUGGACUUGAGGACCCAUUUGUUAUGAUGGUCCAGAUGAAGACAUACAUGAAAGACUCGAGAUCAUGUCGAUACUUGUGGGGUCUGGCAAGAAUAAUGCCAAUGGCCAUGAAAGGCCGAGUACCGGUGACUUCUCCAGGUGUCCUGGGACCGACAGCGAGAUCCAUUGCGACGUCAAAGUCAAUCAACAUACCUUUGGCAUCGUCUUCUUUAGAAGGGUCCGUAAUGAUGAUAUUGCCGGGAGAGAUAUCCUGAUGAAGAACAUUCGCGUCUUGAAGAAGCGAUCGGUGAGCUUUGGCAGCAUCGCGGAGGGAUUGAAGCAGCUCCAGCCUGCUUUUGAAGUCAAGAGAAAUGACACCCCAAACGCUUUUGUCCUUGAUCAACUUGAGCAUAUCCUCCUCUGGCCGAUCACGGGCGACCAAGCGCCAUUUGAACUUGACGACGUACUCCCAUGUACUUGAACUUUCUACCCUAGCUCGAUAGCAGGUAGUACCGUUCCCUACAAGAUCUUCGGGAAGUGCAAUUGGCUCAUCUUCAAGAAGCAAUCUUUGCCCGAGAGAGCUUUGAGCCGAAUGUUCAAUUGCGAUAUAACCACCUGCUUCGUUGUAACGGAUACUAUCAUUUCUCCCAAGCUCCUUAUCGGACAUAAGCUGGUAGCCAAGCAGCACAGAGAGGAAGCGUUGGAAGUCCUUUCGAUAGUCGAACACUUCGGAGCUAAAUAUACCUGACCGAUCGAACAUCCAAAGCUCCACUGACGACUCGUGUAUAUAAAAGCCGUGGAGAAAAUGCCGUGUUGGCUGACUAGUGAAGACUUUCCGCGCAUGGCCACAGAGUCUAAGAAGCCCAUUUAAAUAUAUUAAGUUUGAUGUUGC
This is a messenger RNA of Periconia digitata, 1217 nucleotides long. Lineage: Eukaryota; Fungi; Ascomycota; Dothideomycetes; Pleosporales; Periconiaceae. The record is from the annotation of a GenBank genome assembly.